This is a messenger RNA of Gekko japonicus, 4113 nucleotides long. It is a transcript of the gene EPG5, whose product is annotated as ectopic P-granules autophagy protein 5 homolog (C. elegans). The record is from RefSeq and is a predicted model, not a curated record. NCBI's taxonomy places the organism in Eukaryota, Metazoa, Chordata, Lepidosauria, Squamata, Gekkonidae. The transcript has 26 exons. The annotation marks the transcript as partial. Gene Ontology annotation, biological process: autophagosome maturation. Gene Ontology annotation, cellular component: cytoplasm.
AAUCACGUCUUCGUGAGCAGCCUUCCCAAUGGCGUGGGGCCGGCCGCGGUGCUCGAGUUCUGGGUCCAGGCCCUCACCAGCCAACCGGCCUGGCACAAGGAGAGAGCCACGCUGUGCCUGAUGGAUCAUCUGUGCCAGGCAGCCUUUCAGUUCAACCAAGAGGACUGUGUCCAGAAGCUGCUGUAUCAGCAGCACAAGAAUGCCUUGGGCUACCACUGUGACAAGGGGCUGCUGUCUUCCUUAGUCAGUUGGAUCGUGGCGGGGAACGUUACACCUUCUUUCAUCGAGGGAAAUGCCAACUCCACGCAGGUUUGGUUCGCGUGGACCGUCCUGAACAUGGAGUCCAUCUUCGAAGAGGAUUCCCAGCUUCGUAGAGUUGUGGAGAAGGAGCUGGUCAUCAACUCGUUGACUCCUGAUCAGGCUCUGAAGAAAGCGCAGGCCCAGCUGAAGCUACCCAUCGUGCCUUCCCUGCAGCGGCUCCUGAUCUAUCGCUGGGCGCAGCAGGCCCUGGCCACCCCGGAGGACCAUCCCCUCCUGCCCCUCAUCUGGCAGAAGUUCUUCCUCCUCUACCUUCAUCGCCCGGGGCCGCAGUACGGGCUACCCGUAGACGGCUGCAUCGGGAAAAGGUUUUUCCAAAGUCCCGCUCACCUUAGCCUCCUGAACGACCUCAAGCAGCGAUUGAUAGAGGCAGCCGACUUCCACCACACGGCCAGCAAAGCUCUCCGGCCCAGGAACACAGAGGAGGGCAGCGAAAGUGCAAGAGAGCAAGGGCGCAGGAAGCCGGACUACCUGACCUCCCCGGAGCUGCACAAGGAGCUGGUCAGGCUUUUCAACAUGUGCGUUCUGUGGCUGGACGAAGAGAGCUUUCAGAAAGGGGACACGUAUAUCCCCUCCCUGCCCAAGCAGUAUGAUGCUCACAGGCUCGCCAAAAUCAUGCAGAACCAGCAGGAUUUAUGGAUGGAAUUUGUCAACGUGGAGCGCAUCCAGCACGAGUUUGAGGAAGCGAUAAACCUCUGGCUUCAGGUCAGGGUAGAAUCGCACGCCUCUCCAAGUACCUUGUCGGCGCAAGUAGACUUCACUAACCCUUUGAUGGCCAAAGAGAGAAUCAUCAGCAAUCUGCAGAAGUACGACGCGCCCCAGCCUUCUCUCCCCCUCCAGCCGAUGAAAGCCCCCGUGCCCGUGAUUCCUCCUUCCAGCCUAACGAACCAGAACGAAGCCAAAGAGCUGGUUCGUGCCAACCUCAGCAUCUUACAGCACCAUGCCAAAACGGCCGCGAUCCGAGAAUCCCAGCAAGUCGCUUUUAACGGCGAGAUACUGGACACUUUGCCAAAGCUUUACACCAACAGAGAAGAUCAAGUGGUCCUUCACCUGGAGUGCCGGGGCAGUUCUGGGAAACCUUGCCAAGGAGCAGCCCUUGUAACCAUUCAGUUUGAAGGGAAGUAUAAAAACGAAGCCGUCGGCCAGCACCUCCACGCCCUGAAGAGAGAAGUGAAGCUGCUGCAGGCGGAAGCCACGAAGCCCCCUUCUCCAGGUGUCGUGGAAGCUGCGGUGCACUUGGAGAACUUCAUCACAGCUUUAAUCAACCUCUACAAGCUGCAGCCUGUGCCAGGGAUUCACAGAGUCGGGAUCAGUCUGUUUUUUGCAGUGGUGGGCUUUGUGAGCGACGAAACGCAGCGCCAUCCCCCCACAAGGCAGUUCUUCAGCUCCUGCAUCGAGAUCCUUGGCCAAGUCUUUGUGGCGGGAACCAAAUCGGAAUGCCGGCCCCUCCUGCGGACCAUUCUGAAGAACCGGAGGCUCUGCACCCUCCUCUCGCCUUACUUCACUCCUGUCGCCUCCCCGGAGGAGUUCGUGGACCUUUACGAGCAAGUGGUCUCCUUCCUCAGCGACGACAACAGCGACGUCAUCUUCAUGCUGCUCACCAAGUUUGAUCUCCCGCAGUGGUUGCACAGCUCGAAGCCCCCUCUGUCGGCGCGCACCCGGCUGCUGGAGUCCAUCCACGUGGCGCUCAAGACCUGCGGCUUCGAGCCCGAGGAAGACGUCUCGAUGCCUUACAAUCUCUUCUGCAAGCACUGGGCCUGCCUCCUCCGGUAUCAGUUCCCCGACCACUACAGCACUUUCCUCAGGCUGCUGAUGCAGAGUUCCUCGGAUCAGCUCCUGUGCCCCGACUGCUGGAAGGUGUCCCUCAAAGCCCUGGGUUGCUACCCCCCAGCAGCCAACAAUGGCGCCGGGAAAGAGGAGUCCACGGAAAACGUAGCGUUGCAGGCCUCUGCGGAGACACUCCUGUCAACAGAACAGGUGGUGGAGACCAUAGAAUGGCUCUCCAACUACUUCCUCAAGCUGCGCUUGUCCUCGCGAGACUUCCAGACCUUUGGCUUGUUCUCAAAGUGGGCCCCCUACAUCGGCCAGGUGAAGCGCUUCGUGGAGUAUCUCAUCAAGCGGCUCAUUGACUCCGAAGCCACCAAGUUGGCACGGGAGGCGGUGGGCAGUGACGCUGUCCUGGCAGCUCUGCAGUCUUUGCAUUCGGUCGUCACCCAGCUCUUCACUCCAUGGAUCCUGGUUUUACAGCAGGAAGAUGCAAGCGAACAGCCCUGCUAUCCGUGGCUGGAAAGUGACACUCCCAUGGCUUCCCAUAUGGUGCAGUUAUAUGCAGACAGCAUCGGAGUCCUACAUGGGAGUUUCAAAGAUAAGCUGCUGCCCAGCCACCGGGGGGCGCUCUGGCUCCACCUGAUGCAUUAUUGCCGGACCUGCACGGCCCCCAAGAUGCCGGAGCACAUCCUCUACGCCCUCCACACCGAGUUUGGUCGCCUUCCUUGGAAAGAGAUGCACCCCGACCAUCAGCUGAUGGAAGAGUUCUUUAAAAUUGAAAGAGGCAGUCCCAAAAGCUGUUUCCUCUUCCUGGGCUCGGUUUUGUGUGAAGUCAACUGGGUGAGCGUCCUCUCGAACGCCUGGCAUCCCAGCCCGCCUCCGGAGACCCACAACAUGAUCGUGUGCCUGCUCUACAUGGUGGUCUUGCUGGCGAAGGAGCAGCAGCUGGUAACCAAAGAGGAGUCCCCCCUGCUGAAUCUCCUGGGCCAGACCAGCUCCCUCCCCUGGCAGCUCAUCGGCAUCUCGUCCUACCAGAGCAUCAUCAGCUACAUGAACAGCCACUACCCUCCGUCCGUCAUCCUGGCCCAGGAGCCCGCGUCCGAGCUGCUCGUCCGGCUCCUGAAGGCCUCCGCCGGCUUCGGUGCCUCGUCCGACAGCCAUGCGCAUCUCAGGGCAGUCCUCGAAAGAGCUCUCUCCAAGCUGCUGGAUGACAUCAUCCUCUUCAGCCCUCCAGACGCGAACGUGCAGGCUCGCCACCUGGCCUUAAGCGGCCUCUUCACCGAAGCCCUGAUGAUGCUGAACAAUGCCAGCGUUUCCACGGCCGAGUCCCUCCGGGUCGCUCUGCGGGGCUGGAUCGGGGCCAACGUGCGGGGCUUAGGGGUGAUGCCCCUCCUGACAGCCGUGUGCCAGAGCCUGGCCUCCGUCCGGCAUAUGGCGGAGACGACAGAAGCCUGCAUCACAGCCUAUUUUAACGAAGACUCUCCGCUCAGCCACGGCUUGGGCUGGGGCCCCAUCAUAGCCGCCCUGCAGGUUCCCGAGCUCACCGCCGAAGACUUCCUGCAGGAGUGCCUUUCCUUGGGCAGCUACCUGACCCUCUACAUCUUUACGCUGCAGCGGCUGAACGCUGAGCAGACCUUGGCCAACGAAAUGAGAGUGCUGCUGACGUUGAGCAAGUGGCUGGAGGAGGUGUAUCCCAGCUCUGCCCAGGACGAAGCCAAGCUGUUCCUUUGGUGGCACAAAGCCCUGCAGCUCUGCCUCCUUCAAACCGAGCAGGACGAUGCCAUCCUGGUGGAGGCCGUCGUCCGGACACUGACGACUCUGCAAGGCCGCCAGGCUGUGCUGGCCGAAGAGAGGCUCACGUCGGGGAUACUCGGGGCCAUCGGCCUGGGAAGGAGAUCUCCCUUGUCGAACAGGUUCCGGGUUGUGGCUCGCAGUAUGUCAGCCUUCCUGUUGGUGCAGAUUCCGGUGGAGAAUCAGAUCCGGUUGCGGCCUGGCACAGAACUGCAGCUUUCCGCCAAAGCUCAGCAG